AUGUCCACCCCCCUCCCUCCACACUCACAGUCUGACACCACCAUCACCGUCCCCUUCCCCGUCAGCCUCGCCCUCCACCCCAUCAUCAACGGCAUCACCCAGCUCAAAUUUCUGGGGAGCGCUUCAAACGAAACCUGGGCGGAUAUUGUCGAACUUGUACGCAUAUGCCGUAUGGCCUGGGACCCAACCGUCAAUGUUAAAGCUACUCUAGAUGAUUGGACUCGCCUUACCUUUGGCCUUGAUGCGGACUCUAUUGGCAUGGAUCGUACAGUUUGGAAUGGCACCGGGUUUGCUGGCCAGUACCCACCUGAGGUUGCAAGAAGAUACGAGGGAAUCGACACGACUCCCGAUGAUCUUCUUUUGUGGUUCCACCACGUCCCUUAUACCCACCGCGUACACUCUGUCAAAAUUAGGAAAGGCGACACGAUUAAGAUUGUUGGCAAACCGAACGGGCCAGAGCUCGCUCCCAUUGAUUAUAUCGUACUUCUGCCGAAGGGGAUUAUCGACUAA
Pseudogymnoascus destructans is the source of this 510-nucleotide messenger RNA. RefSeq lists its product as uncharacterized. Bases 1 to 510 code for a protein of 169 amino acids. Gene Ontology annotation, molecular function: alpha-glucuronidase activity. Gene Ontology annotation, cellular component: extracellular region. NCBI's taxonomy places the organism in Eukaryota, Fungi, Ascomycota, Leotiomycetes, Thelebolales, Thelebolaceae. The record is from RefSeq and is a predicted model, not a curated record. Gene Ontology annotation, biological process: xylan catabolic process. The transcript has 3 exons.